AAGAUAAAAGAAAUGACGACACCGCUUUCCAAUGUUUUCGCCCAAACGGCAAAUACACUGGGCGGGCAAUUCGCUUGCCAAAAAUCUGAUCUCUCAACAAUGUUCUCAUCCUUAUGCCAUCACUGCUGCACCCCUUCUAUUUUUUUUCCUCUUCCAUCCCCCGCCACCAAGCCUCUUUCGUUUUCACGGCCGCUACGGUUCGCUCGCCGUCUCCGUCUCCGUCUCCGUCUCCAUCUCCAUCUCUCCCCCCAACAAGUCUUCUUAUAUUCAAACUCUCCCUCCUUCCUAAUCCCUCCAACCAACAACCAAAAACCUUCUCCACACUCUCCCCGUCCAUUCUCCUCUCUCUCUGCUUCUCCCCUCCAAACGUCACCGCCAUCAACAAUGGGCUCGCUCUCCGCUCCCGACGGCACCGGAGGAGUACAAUUGCCGUAUCCUCCAGCACGCAGAGACGAGUCCGUCGUCGAGGAUUACCACGGCGUCAAGGUCUCCGAUCCUUACCGAUGGCUGGAGGAUCCUGAUUCGGAGGAGACCAAGGCGUUCGUGGAAGAGCAGGUGAAGCUGACUGAUUCGGUGCUGAGUACUUGCGAGUUGAGGGAGAAGCUCAAGGAGAGGAUUACGAAGCUGUUCGACCAUCCGCGCUACGAAGCGCCGUCCAAGCGUGGGGACAAGUACUUCUACUUCCACAACACCGGCCUUCAGGCCCAGAGCGUCCUCUACGUUCAGGAUGGCUUGGAAGGCAAGCCAGAGGUGUUGCUUGACCCGAAUACGUUGAGCGAGGAUGGCACGGUGUCGCUAGGGACGCUAAAAGUGAGUGAGGAUGGGAAGUACUUGGCCUACGGGCUUAACUCGAGUGGGAGCGAUUGGAUAACCAUCAAGGUCAUGCGGAUUGCGGAUAAGAGAGUUGAGGAAGACACAAUAUCAUGGGCAAAAUUUACCGGGAUCAGUUGGACACAUGACAGCAAAGGGUUCUUCUAUAGCCGUUACCCUGCUCCCAAAGAUGGAGAGAAGUUGGAUGCUGGGACUGAGACUGAUAUCAAUCUGUAUCAAGAAUCAUGUUACCAUUUCUUGGGUACAGAUCAAUCUGAGGACAUACUGUGUUGGAGAGAUCAAGAAAAUCCCAAGCAAAUCAUGGGUGCGACAGUGGCAGACGAUGGGAAGCAUCUUCUCCUAUAUAUAAGCGAGGGGUGUGAUCCAGUCAACAAAAUAUACUACUGCGAUAUUUCUACACUUCCUGGAGGACUACAGAGUUUCAGGGGAUCAAACAAACUUCUCCCUUUCACUAAGCUUGUGGAUAACUUCGAUGCUAAGUACGAAGCGAUAGCAAACGAUGGCGCCUCAUUCACUUUCCUGACCAACAAGGAUGCUCCUAGGUAUAAGCUAGUCCGGGUGGAUUUGAAUGACCCGAGUUCAUGGACAGAUGUUGUCCCGGAAUCCGAAAAGGAUGUAUUGGAGUCAGCAGAUGUGGUCAAUGGAGACAAAUUGAUACUGAGUUACCUGAGUGAUGUCAAGAAUGUGUUGGAGAUCAGGGACCUAAGAACGGGUUCAUUUCUGCAUCAGCUGCCUAUUGAUAUAGGUACCGUGACUGGGGUAUCUGCAAGGAGACAGGACAAUGUAGCUUUUAUAGGAUUUACAAGCUUUCUUUCCCCUGGAAUUAUCUACCAAUGUGAUUUUGGAUUUGGAGAUCCAGAAUUGAAGGUAUUUCGGGAAACCAUUGUACCUGGAUUCGAUCGCUCAGAGUUCCAAGUGAAGCAAGUUUUCGUGACUAGUAAGGACGGCAACAAGUUCCCAAUCUUCAUUGGGUCGAAGAAGGACACAAAACUGGACGGAUCGAACCCAUGCUUGCUAUACGGAUACGGUGGAUUCAACAUCAGCAUCACUCCAUCCUUCAGCGUUACUCGGGUGACACUCGCGAAACAUUUGGGUGCUGUCUUCUGCAUGGCCAACAUCCGCGGAGGUGGAGAGUAUGGCGAGGAAUGGCACAAAGCAGGGUCGCUCGGCAAGAAGCAGAAUGUCUUCGACGACUUCAUCUCUGCCGGUGAGUAUCUUGUGUCAGAAGGCUAUACCCAGGCGAAGAAGCUAUGCAUUGAAGGCGCGAGCAACGGUGGUCUCCUCGUCGGAGCCUGCAUAAAUCAGAGGCCGGAUUUGUUUGGCUGUGCGCUGGCUCAUGUUGGUGUCAUGGACAUGCUACGAUUUCAUAAGUUCACAAUAGGCCACGCUUGGACUAGUGAUUAUGGCUGUUCAGAAAAGGAGGAAGAGUUCCAUUGGCUGAUCAAAUUCAAAUUUUCCAUUGCUGUGUUUCUCUGCAACUUGUGCAGAUACUCUCCACUGCACAAUGUGAGGAGACCAUGGGAAGUGAGCCCCGAUGUUCAGUACCCUCCGACCAUGUUGCUGACUGCUGAUCACGACGAUCGGGUCGUUCCACAUCACUCUCUGAAGCUGCUGGCGACGUUGCAGUAUGUUCUGUGUACCAGCUUGGAGAACAGCCCACAAACCAACCCGAUCAUCGGCCGGAUUGACCGGAAGUCCGGCCAUGGCGCCGGCCGUCCGACUCAGAAAAUGAUUGAUGAAGCGGCGGAUCGGUAUGGGUUCAUGGCGAAAAUGGUAAACGCAACAUGGACCGAGUAGAAACAUAAAUGAGAGGGAUAUCACGAUCCGAGCUCUCUCCGUCGGUUGAUUCCAUCGGAAUGAGGUUUUUUUUUUUUUUUGCUCACGUUGUAAGAUAAGGAUCUAAGGGUAUUUUCCACGGCUAUAGUUUAUGUGGGAGGAUGGUGAUUAAAUGCUCUGGUUUCAGAACAUUUAUGGCAAUGGUACCCACCAACAAAGUAAUGGUUCUAUAACUUGUUGCAUUUUGUUAGGUGAAGUGCAACUUGUUAUAUAUCUAAUUAUUUGCUCGAGUAUUGUACCAUAUGAACAUCGACAUACGAUGAUUAUUGCAUAUAAUAGAUGCCUAUUCAAACUCAGA
Linum tenue is the source of this 2965-nucleotide messenger RNA. Lineage: Eukaryota; Viridiplantae; Streptophyta; Magnoliopsida; Malpighiales; Linaceae. The record is from the annotation of a GenBank genome assembly.